AUGCUUAAUUUUGUAAAUGUUAGUUGUGAUACUACAAAUCACAAUAAUUCUAUUCCUGUAUAUGAUGUCAAUGAUAAACGAACUGCGCCUGUUGAAACAAUAGAAGCAAGUGAACAAUUUGAUAAAGAUUUAUUACCUAGUUCAUUGGAAUUAAAGGAUUGUAAAUCUUGUAGAGUAUGGAAAGAUGUCGAAAAAAGUGCUUUGGUUAAUAAUAGUUAA
This is a messenger RNA of Funneliformis geosporum, 219 nucleotides long. Lineage: Eukaryota; Fungi; Glomeromycota; Glomeromycetes; Glomerales; Glomeraceae. The record is from the annotation of a GenBank genome assembly.